UCCUCCUGUCAACAAACUCUGCUCUCUAGCUGCACUUGUUACAGCUCCUUUCUAUCAUCUUCACCACAAAGAACAAGAUUUUGAUCCUAGCACCAGCUUGACCAAAGAGGAAACCAACAAUGUCCAACAUCAUGAAAGUGUUUCUGCUCCUGGCUGUCAUCGUCUGCAUCUCUGAAGCCCAACGCGACGAUAUGUCAGGAGAGCAGUGUCUCUGUCGACGUUUCAGGAAUAGAAUCAACGGGAGGAAUAGCGUAAAGGACAUCCAGGUCUACCCAGCAACCAUCUUCUGUGACAAAGUGGAGAUUGUUGUCACUGCCAACAGCGGCCUUCGCUAUUGCCUGAACCCCAAGCUGAAGACGGUGCAGAAACUCAUGGCUUCCAUCAUAAACAACAGAAAACCUAAAACCUCUACUACAGCCAGACCAACUGAGGUCACUUCCGCCUCAGGCAGCACCGACACAGCUCGCUUCUGACUCUUUAUCUCCUCGGAUCAGUAAGAAGAAGCUCAGAUGAUCUCCAACCCCCCCACAAACAAAGGCACCUCAACUAUGCUAUGUAAUUUAUUUGUCUAUGUGUCUAUUUAUCUUCUAUUUAUACUGAUGUGCACUUACAGUAUAUAUCUGUUCUAUUUUAUUUUCCUUUUAUCUGUAUUUGUAAAUAGAUGAAUGUGUUGUGAACCAAGUCUUAUGUUCAUUUUAGUGU
Sebastes umbrosus (honeycomb rockfish) is the source of this 702-nucleotide messenger RNA. Its product is annotated as C-X-C motif chemokine 10-like. Gene Ontology annotation, cellular component: extracellular region. Gene Ontology annotation, biological process: neutrophil chemotaxis; inflammatory response; antimicrobial humoral immune response mediated by antimicrobial peptide. Lineage: Eukaryota; Metazoa; Chordata; Actinopteri; Perciformes; Sebastidae. The transcript is spliced from 5 exons. Gene Ontology annotation, molecular function: chemokine activity; CXCR chemokine receptor binding. The record is from RefSeq and is a predicted model, not a curated record. Bases 120 to 473 code for a protein of 117 amino acids.